Messenger RNA from Aureobasidium namibiae CBS 147.97, 1038 nucleotides. RefSeq names its product NAD(P)-binding protein. The record is from RefSeq and is a predicted model, not a curated record. The transcript has 2 exons. Bases 1 to 1038 code for a protein of 345 amino acids. Lineage: Eukaryota; Fungi; Ascomycota; Dothideomycetes; Dothideales; Saccotheciaceae.
AUGGUCAACAUCUUCAUUACAGGAGCCACUGGUUACAUUGGCGGCGAUACUCUGUACGAGCUCUACCACAAGCAUCCCGAAUACUCAUACACUGCUCUGGUUCGCACGGCCGAGAAGGGCAAAUCUGUUACAGACAAGUUCCCAAAGGUCAAGACUGUUCAGGGAGACAACGACAGUAGUGACUUGCUGAAGGAGGAAGCUUCCAAGGCUGACAUUGUCAUCCAUACCGCGGAUGCUUCUGAUCACGAGGGAGCUGCAAAGGCCAUUGCCGAAGGUCUUGCCUCGGGCCACAAUGCCUCCAAGCCUGGAUACUGGCUACACACCGGAGGAACUGGUAUUCUGACAUACUUCGACUCAUCAGCGGACAAGCUAGGCGAACACACGGACAAAGUCUUUGACGAUUUGGACGGCGUAGCUGAGUUGAUCGGUCUCCCCCAGGAAGCAUUCCACAAGAACGUUGAUCAAAUCGUCAUCAACGCCGGUACAAACGCCUCUGGUGCUAUCAAGACUGCCAUCGUAUGCCCCCCUACCAUCUACGGCGAUGGCCGCGGACCUUCGCUCACCCGUGGCCGCCAAGUCUACGAACUCGCAAAGACGGUGCUGGAGAUUCAAGCUGCUCCCAUCAUUGGCGGCGGCAAGGCAAUCUGGAACAACGUCCACGUUCACGAUCUAGCCCGCGCCUUUGUCCUCUUGGUCGAGGAAGCAGCAAACAACAACACUGAUCCCAAGCUCUGGGGCAACAAUGGCUACUACUUUACCGAGAAUGGCGAGCACGUAUGGGGAGAUUUGAGCAAGGUUGUUGCCGAGAGUGCUAAGCAGCAGGGUUUGCUCAAGGAAGUCAAGAGCGAGCAGAUGGAUAUGGAGACGGCCAAGAAAACUGCCGGGUUUGAGGCUAUCAGUUGGGGAUGGAACUCGAGGGGUAAGGCGAGAAGAUUCAAAGAGGUGUUGGGUUGGAAGCCCCAGGAGAGGAGUAUUGAGGAUGAGGUGCCGACGAUUGUUAAGAAUGAGCAUCAGAGGUUGCAGCAGGAGAAGAAGUAG